This is a messenger RNA of Bipolaris zeicola 26-R-13, 237 nucleotides long. RefSeq lists its product as uncharacterized. The transcript has a single exon. The record is from RefSeq and is a predicted model, not a curated record. NCBI's taxonomy places the organism in Eukaryota, Fungi, Ascomycota, Dothideomycetes, Pleosporales, Pleosporaceae. The annotation marks the transcript as partial.
UAUGUAAAUGUGGAGGAGACGAUACGAUUGUGGGGGGAAAGGAAAGAGAUUGGCUCUGGUAGCUGGGAUAGGGCUACUGGGUACGAUAUUCCAGGUGACUCACUAUCGAGAGCUGAAGAGCAUAUGGAAGAUAUCUGUGGGUUCCGGAUGCAUGAGGCCGAUGAACACACUCCACCUUUGGUCGGGUGUUGUAUGCAAUCUCAGUCACGACUACAAUGCUCAAAAUCUGUACAAUAA